GUCAACUUUGGAUUCCUUGUUUCUUAUCUGAAAAUAAUGCAGCUUCUGCUUCACCAGCAACAACUGCAGAUCAAAUAACAAGCUUUAGAAUUCACUUCAGCUAUUAUCUCCAACAACCCUUUUUCCCCAUCACCUCAAACAUGGCCGAGGCUUUUGCAGUCGAAGUCGCAGCAACUGUGUUGGGAAAGCUGAGCAGUGCUGCCUUCCAGGAACUUUGCUCCAUCUGGGGUGUCCGAGACGACCUCGAUAAGCUUAAGGUUGUACUUAUGGAUAUCCAAGCUGUGCUGAAGGAUGCUGAAGAGCAACAGAUGCAUAACCGGGAGAUUACCUUUUGGCUACGAAAGCUUAAAGAUGCUUGCUAUCAAGUUGAAGAUCUGUUGGACGAUGUUGAGAUUGAAGCACAGAGAAGGAAGGUCCUUGAACGUGGAACCACCGGAAGAAAGGUACACCAUUUCUUUUCCAGCUCGAAUCCAUUAGUGUUUCGUUUUCGUAUGGCACGGAAGAUAAAAAAGGCAAAGGAGAUGUUGGAUGAGAUUGCAACCACUAAGUCCAAAUUUAAUCUCCUUGAGAGACGUCCGGUUAAGAAUGUGAUUCAUGCUGACAGGGAAACCUACUCCUUUGUCAAGACAUCUAAUGUGAUCGGUAGAGAAGAAGAUGAAAAAAGCAUCAUACACUUCUUAAUGAAUCCAACUGAUGGGGAAGAUAUCCCUGUCCUUCCUAUUGUUGGAAUAGGUGGUAUUGGGAAAACUUCCCUUGCCCAAUUGGUGUUUAACAGUAAAAGAGUAAAUUUUGAUUCGAGAAUUUGGGUGUGUGUUGCUGAAGAUUUUGAUAUUAAACAACUGAUGAUUAAAAUCAUUAAAUCUGCCACCGGUAUGGACUGCACGAACAAGAAUAAGGAGGAAUUACAAAAGGUUUUACAAGAUUGUCUGAAUGGAAAAAGAUGUUUUGUUGUCUUGGACGAUGUCUGGAACGAAGACAAGAGGAAAUGGAUCGAGCUGAAAGAUCUGUUUUGUGGGGUUGCUCAGGGGAGUAAAAUAAUUGUCACAACUCGUAGUCACAGAGUGGCUACAAUCACAGGCACAAUCUCUCCCUAUGAUUUAGAGCAUCUCUCUGAUGAAAAUUGUUUGUCUUUGUUUCUUAAACUUGCCUUCAAGGAAGGUGAAGAGAAACAACACAAAAAUCUAGUGAGAAUUGGGACAGAAAUUGUUCCAAAAUGUAAAGGGAUUGCUUUGGCUGUGAAGACAUUAGGUGGCCUACUUUGUUCAACCAGGGUAGAACAUGAUUGGAAAGUUGUGAGAGAUAGCGAGUUAUGGAAGUUAGAACAAAAGGAAAACGACAUUUUGCCUGCUCUCAAACUAAGUUAUGAUCACUUGCCCUGGUAUUUAAAGCAAUGUUUUGCCUUCUGCUCACUUUUUCCGAAAGAUUUUCUAUUCAAUAGUGUGGAAUUGAUCUCAAUGUGGAUGGCAAAUGGGCUUUUGCAAUCUUCAAACAAAAGUGAGGAGCCAGAAGAUAUUGGGAAUCGGUAUAUACAUGAGUUGUGGUCAAGAUCAUUCUUCCAAGAACUUGAAGAUUUGCUUUUUGGUUUCACCUUCAAAAUGCAUGAUUUAGUACACGAUCUUGCACUAUCAGUGGCACAAAAUGAUGUUAGUUCGACUGGUAAUGUACGACAUUUAUGUUUUGAGUUGUUAGGGCAGGAUGCCUCUCUAUUGCCGAAUAACAUGGGCCAUUUGCGAACACUAACUUUCCGGUCAAAUAAAGAACAGAAGGCUGGUAGUGAACCCCUUAUUGAUGAAUGCAUCUCAAGGUCCAAACAUGUAAGGGUGCUAGUUUUGGCAGACUGCAGUUUAGAUCAAUUGCCGAAUACUAUCCGUCGUUCAAAGCAUUUGAGACAUUUGAGCAUAGCUUUCAAUAGAAAUAUAAAAAGAAUUCCAAAUUUCGUUUGCAAUUUACAGAGUUUGGAAACACUUCAUCUUGGUAGAUGUGAGGGAAUUGAAGAGUUGCCAAAAGAUAUAAGGUACCUUAUUAGCCUUAGAGUAUUAUACGUAACAACAAAACAGAGGAGUUUGCAAGGGAGUGGAAUAGGGUGCCUGACUUCUCUUCGCACGUUGGGAUUUUUUGGAUGUGAAAAUUUGAAAUAUUUGUCUGAAGACAUGCAAAGCCUAACAGCCCUUCGAACAUUGAUUAUCCAAGACUGCAAUAACUUGAUUUCGUUGCCACAAGGUUUAAAAUAUCUGACUGCAUUAGAAACUCUGAUAAUUAAUGAUUGUGAGAAGCUUGAUCUCAGUAUGGACGUAGAACUUGGAGGGAAAGAAGAUGGCAGCCUUCGAAAAUUGUUGAUUGCAGGAUUACCCAAGGUGGAGUCACUUCCCCAAUGGAUUGUUCUUGGAUCCACCAAAACUUUGCAGGUGUUGCACGUCUCAGGAUCGGAGAAUCUCUCAACUUUACCAACGUGGUUCCAACAUCUCAUUUCCCUUCAAAAGCUUGAGAUUGUAUAUUGCCCAGGGUUGUCGUCUCUACCAGAAGGGACGCAACACCUCACUGCACUCCUAGAGUUGAGUAUUAUAGGGUGUCCAAAAUUAGUUGAAAGAUGCAAGGAAGAAACCGGAGAAGACUGGCCUAAGAUUGCUCACGUUCCUCGUAUUAAUAUCAGCUGAUGAAUAGGUUAGAUGGCGGUGGCGCGUGGAGCAGAGUGUUGAGUUAAUCAAUCGUCAGAAUCGGUCAAGAGGUGGUGAAUUGGCAAUUAAAAUUUUCG
Molecule: messenger RNA, 2752 nt
Organism: Hibiscus syriacus
Lineage: Eukaryota; Viridiplantae; Streptophyta; Magnoliopsida; Malvales; Malvaceae
Product: putative disease resistance protein RGA1
Exons: 2
Coding region: 141-2654 (837 amino acids)
Biological process (GO): defense response to other organism
Molecular function (GO): ADP binding
Source: RefSeq, a predicted model, not a curated record